Molecule: messenger RNA, 924 nt
Organism: Artibeus jamaicensis (Jamaican fruit-eating bat)
Lineage: Eukaryota; Metazoa; Chordata; Mammalia; Chiroptera; Phyllostomidae
Product: cytochrome b-c1 complex subunit Rieske, mitochondrial
Exons: 2
Coding region: 65-889 (274 amino acids)
Biological process (GO): mitochondrial electron transport, ubiquinol to cytochrome c
Cellular component (GO): membrane
Molecular function (GO): quinol-cytochrome-c reductase activity; 2 iron, 2 sulfur cluster binding
Source: RefSeq, a predicted model, not a curated record
GCGCCUGCGCCGCGGGCGGAAGGUCGUGUCUGUGACCGGCUGGGCGUUUGGAGCAGCUGUCGCCAUGUUGUCGGUUGCUGCCCGCUCGGGCCCCUUCGCGCCGGUCCUGUCGGCCACGUCCCGCGGGGUGGCGGGCGCGCUGCGGCCCCUGGUGCAGGCCGCGGUGCCCACCGCCUCGGAGACUCCAGUGCUGGAUGUGAAGCGGCCCUUCCUCUGCCGCGAGUCGCUGAGUGGCCAGGCCGCGAGCCGGCCUCUGGUCGCUGUCGUGAGCCUCACCGCCCCGGCGUCCGUGCGCUACUCCCACACCGACGUCAAAGUGCCCGACUUCUCCGACUACCGCCGCAGCGAGGUGCUGGACAGCAGCAAGUCCUCACGAGAGAGCGCCGAGGCGCGGAAGGGCUUCUCCUACCUGGUGACGGCAGCGACCACGGUGGCCGUCGCGUACACCGCCAAGAAUGUCGUCUCCCAGUUUGUGUCCAGCAUGAGCGCCUCCGCGGACGUGCUGGCCAUGUCGAAGAUCGAGAUCAAGCUGUCCGACAUCCCCGAGGGCAAGAACAUGGCCUUCAAGUGGAGGGGCAAGCCCCUGUUCGUGCGCCACCGCACCAAGAAGGAGGUGGAGCAGGAGGCUGCGGUGGAUGUGGCGCAGCUGCGGGACCCGCAGCACGACCUGGAGCGCGUGAAGAGGCCCGAGUGGGUCAUCCUGAUCGGGGUCUGCACCCACCUGGGCUGCGUGCCCAUUGCGAACGCGGGCGACUUCGGUGGCUACUACUGCCCCUGCCACGGGUCCCACUACGACGCGUCGGGCCGGAUCCGGAAGGGGCCCGCGCCGCUCAACCUCGAGGUCCCCUCGUACGAGUUCACCAGUGACGACCUAGUGGUGGUGGGUUAGGGACGUGGCGUGGCCUGCCUCCCCCCCCCCCCCCC